UUCCAGUGAGGUGAUUGGUCAGCGAAUCACCCCACAUUCUCAUUUUACUAUCCGCGCAAUCUGAACCAUGCCAGGAAGUGGGAAUUUCGUUGUUGGUUUUGUUUGUUGUUGCCUAUCCACGAAGUCGGACGCUAUUGAGAGAAUAAAAGGAGAGGAGUUACCACUCACGGUCAGUUUUUAUCUCGCUCGCUCGCAGUGAAGUGCUACCUGACAUAGAUAGUUUGCAUAACAUUCCUUAGUGUGUAACGAUCAGCUGAUUGCAAGCAUGUGCAACAAAAUGAACGUUCCUUCAACAAACUUACUUGCUUCCGCAAUUGGUUUAGCUGUGGUCUUGUUGGGGACAGCGGUAGUGGACGCAACGUUACCAAGCGGACAGACAAGACAGGCCAGACCAGUCGGACAGGCACGACAGGUCCGAUAUGAACAUUUUGACGACUACUUGAUGAGUAUGAGUGAGGACCUCGAAAAUCAAGACCUUGUGACUCCUGCCAGACACAUCCCCGAAUCCCGCCAUCACAGCCGAACACAUCACCGCGGUGAUGACGCCACCGAAUUAGUGGGCAGAUUGAGCCAUUUGCUAUCGACAUCCGACGAUGAAGAUGUAACUGAGGGAAGCGGCAGCGAGGCCAGUGAUGGGCAUCGAUCAAACACAGUAUCGGCGGUCUCCACACCUAGUAUCAAUAUACUGGCGUAUUUCAGAGAUGUGCCAAGGGAACACUGGUCCUGCUGCAUGCUCGGGGUUCUAUCUGGUGAUAAAGGCUUCCACUGCCAGGCAUCGUUCUACGCAGCCAGAAUCGUCCUUCGGAACCGAAAUCGUUCUCACAACCGACGCAUGCCGUUCCAUGGGCAUAAUAGGAAUCCCACUUAUGGUAAAGACAUCAUGUACCACUUCCAAGGGUGCGUGGAGCGCCGCGCUGCCGAGUUCCACAAAUGCUGCUACGCCGCCACGCUGGAACGGAUGGAGAUGGACCGAUGGAGACGGUACAGAGAUUUCGUUUCAAGGACUAGGGGAAACUAGACUACAUUGUAUGCUCUGAGUAGACUUUUAACCGUUGACCUCGGAUGUUUUUUUCAAAGAUUGGGCAAGCCCCAGUACCGGUAACUUUGUGAUGACAGAUGAAGGGAAAAGGAACGCAGCUUUUGCUACAUCCUUCACGGUUGUUUCCGAGAGAUCUCAUUGCGUUUCUUCUCACCGUUAACGAACAAUGUGUGUGCUUCAGGACGGUAUGUACAUCGUGCGAUGGGUUGGUUAUUGGACGAAGUAGUUAGAGAUGAGAGACACGACUGGGCCACUAUGCUGUAGGACCGAAAGGAAGAACACGGCUUUUGACUUUUGGUUAAAGUUGAAAUUUGUCGGAGGUGUAGUGCGGGUUUUCACAGCAAUCUGGUCCAGGUAUACGGAGCAAGAAUAAACUAGUUGAACUACUCCUAGAAUAUUCGUUCUGGUUGUGACACUAGCAGUAAAAAGUUGGCUUUCGGAUGAAGGUUUUCUGUCAUGUAGGCUAUUAACUGCUGUAUCGGUUUUCUGUUCAGAGUGCGACAACUGUCCGCAAAAGGACUGAAUUGCAUGCGUUUGUUUGAUUAUUCGUGAAUUUACCCUAGAGUUUGUUACUAGUAGGCCUAUUGCAUGCGUGCCAUUCUCGAUAUAGUAUAUACUCAGAUUUUUCUCCUGCACGCACCUUCAUUUUCUGUUUAUUUCCUGACUAAACGAAGUCGUUGCAAAUGUUUUGCAGGACCGAUUGACUGUAUCAUUGGUUUACCAGACUUCAGAUCAGCAGUAAGAAAAAAAGCUUCCGCUGUUACCUUGCAAGUUUCUGUCUUCUGGUGUAACGAAGGGACCGUCUCAAAGAUAUCUUAAUGCCAAUUAAGCGAAAAUGUUUACUCUUCCGCCCUGACUAGACCUCCCUCCUUAGAACUGAAAUUUUGUUAUAUGUUUGCUUCAUUACUUUCACUGAUAUAUGUAUAAGCUCGCCUUAUACAUGUAUAUGUUUGUUAGAUACGAGAUGGUUAGAAAAACCCUAAGAUGUAGGUCAAGAAAGUGAUAAGGCAAGUGAAAGUAGGACGCUGUUCUUGCUAUAUCUCUGACAGUGCUCUGUAGGCGGUACAUAUUGCGCUAAUAAAAACUAAGGUCACUGUUGAAAAGAAAUUAAGUUAGGACACUGAAAUUGGCAACCCCUCACCCAAGUACAUUCGCUUCAAUGGCUUUAUAGUAUUUUGUGACGGUCCCUUAAGCCUCACCUUCACUUUAGCAAACUCCUCUAAACAUCUGCAAGUAGACCUACAUCAUCAAACGCAGAGUAUGCUUCUCCGCCUGUUGGGGAGGAUUGGCGAGAUUUGCUUAACAUCAGCAAACAUGUUUUCAAGAAUGAACAUGUCAAAUUAUUUCGAAAGAAGUUUGCUACUGUUUGCUGGUGUUUGGAAACACAUUCACAUUGAUAUCAAACUGUUUUGUGGCAAACACGACCAAACACAAACUUUGCUGAUGUUUGCCAAGAAAUGUUUGUUAUGUAGACCAGGCUUAAGUAUUUGACUGGAUUUGAUCUGAUACCAACUUGACUAACUCUAAUCGAGACGAAUACACUUGAUCCUGUUGUUGCAAUCUUGGGACAGCUUGAGGCGAAUAUUGGCUGCCUUCUUGUAACAUUUGGAAUGAGGAGAAACCUUAAAUGUACACAGUCUGUCUGUUGAUAACUUUGUUGCAUUAGGGCCCCAUAGACCAGGGGAUACCAUGCUUGUAAUAAAGGUUAUAUUUCGCGGGGGAGGAAGUCAUAUAGCUACUUGUAAGCAGUAUCAUCAAAGGUCGUGGUACUGGUAUCAUAUUCAGGAUGAAUAUUUCAGGGAACUGAAGCUAUUCCAAACGGCCCUAUACUGAAGAAACGGUUCCCUUUUGGUGAAAAGACUGAGAUUGCCAUUGACUGAAUGGUAUAUCAACAUCUCUGACAAUUAACUGAUGAAAAACGUACUACACCAUGGCCUAAGGUAAACUUUAUUUGUUACUGCAAGAGGCAAUCACUCUAAAACUAGAGAGAAUUUCAUCGUUAAUGCGGUCACCCAUGCUCUAGAGGAACUUCUGUCAUAACUGAAAGAUCUGUAAACAUUGCAUUUCAUUUUAUUUGUGUAUAUAAUUAAUAAUUAAAGGGACCUAAACCUUCAGUCAUUCUCAUUGUAGCAGGAUUUUGGGGUAGUUCUAAAAAAUCCAUUGACACUCUCACACUUUGAUUGAGUGUAUUUUUAGGUACGAUGCAAAUGUCUGUUGUGAGAGGUCACGCACCUGUAUUAAACGAAAAUAGUUCAGUUUUAGAUCAAUGCGUGGUCUAACCAUACCAGUUGAAUGGUAAUUUCCAUUUAAGAUAUAUUUCUUCUUGAGUUCUGAAUAACUGUGUGAAAAAAAUGAAGAAAAUGAUGAAUUUUCAGUCCAUAAUAGCUUACUUGUGUGGUUUUGAGGCUCCAUUUAUAAAGCGGUCGUGGCGAAUAAUGUGAUUCGCAGGUUAAAUGCUGUAAAAAAAUCAUAUCGUGCAUAACGUACAACGAAAAUGUCAUGGUUUGACAGGCUAGGAUAGGUCUAUUUGGCUGUGAAAGCGUUCCUCCCUCGGAAAAAGUUAUUAGCAUAUUACACCAUUACAAAGGGAAAACGGCUAAAAACUUUAUUACAGGUGCGUCACCGGGAGGCUACCUUGCACGUCCCUUAAGAAACAAAGGGGCGUAACCAACAUUCUGGAUUUUGUUUUAUGACUCUUAAACUACCCAAAAGGUGUCAGAAAGGUAGCGUAGUUUCAUUCGCAACUCAUUUUUUUCGGAACAUGAUAUCAUCUGAUGUGGUACAUGUUUGGGUCAAAAUAAUACAUUAUAUGCAUGUUGAGACAAUUUGAAGAACAUUUUUCAAUUUUCAUUUGGGGAAUGAAAAGAAAUACACGUAUCUCUUUUACGACCUUUUAUUACUCAAGGGUGACAUGACAUCCCGACGUUCUCAUCUGUAAAAAUAACAAUUAAUUGUUAAUCACUUGACUGAUUAUGGUUAAUAUUAGGGCAGAAAAAUAGCUGCCAGUGUUAUUGUGUAGGGGGAGGGGGGCGGGGGGGGGGGAACGUUUAUCAUAUCUUUAGGACUUUAAAAGCAGGGCGUGCUGUGUGGUCCGCACUGCGAUAUCAUCGAUCAUGUUGGUAAGAGCGUUUGAGUCCCAUGAAAUAGGAAGUGUCAUGCUUUAUAUAAUCUAGAUAUUUAUGUCCUACGCAAAGCCUCGGUAUUCAGCUGUUGGUCUAAGAGGUCGCGUGUAGAAACUGGGUACCAAUCUUUCGCAGCGUGUCGCGCACUUGUAGCAAACCAUCAGUUUUGCAGGAUGGGAAAGUUUAUAGUGGGGUGAUCAGAAUAAUGUCCCUGAUGUCCCAAAUCACAAACUGAUAUUUGUUGUAUAUAUGUAGAUUUGUUGUAAAUUAGAAUAGAGCAACGGGCAUAUUAAACACUAUGAAGAA
This is a messenger RNA of Lineus longissimus, 4467 nucleotides long. RefSeq lists its product as uncharacterized. The record is from RefSeq and is a predicted model, not a curated record. Lineage: Eukaryota; Metazoa; Nemertea; Pilidiophora; Heteronemertea; Lineidae. The coding region runs from base 266 to 1018 and encodes 250 amino acids. The transcript is spliced from 3 exons.